Molecule: messenger RNA, 882 nt
Organism: Panicum hallii
Lineage: Eukaryota; Viridiplantae; Streptophyta; Magnoliopsida; Poales; Poaceae
Product: L10-interacting MYB domain-containing protein-like
Exons: 2
Coding region: 1-882 (293 amino acids)
Source: RefSeq, a predicted model, not a curated record
AUGGAAUGGACAGAUAAUUAUAAUCGUAUUGUUUGUGAGUUAAUGGCCGAACAAGUAAGGAAAGGAAAUAGGCCAAAUACACAUCUGAACACUUUAGGUUACAAUGAAGUGUCGGCAAGAUUUUUCCAAAUGACCGGCAUCGAGCUAUCGAAGACACAAAUCAAGAACAAGUGGGAUAGGUUGAAGAAUGAUUGGUCCAUUUGGAACAAGUUAGUGCGGAAUCAAACCGGAACGGGUUGGGAUAAUGCAAGAGGAGUGAUUAAUAUGGACAACGAGUGGUGGAAAAAGAUGAAAAUGGACGUUCCGGGUUCUGGAAAAUUCAAGAAGAAACCGUUGCAAAAUCAAGACUUCCUUGGAGAAAUGUUUGGUGACAUUUCUAACGAUGAAAGUGAUCAUUGGAACCCUAUGAGUGACAAUCCUAUUAUACCCGAUAGCCAAAAAGAGUUUGAAAACAUAGAUGGAGAAGGACUGGAGGAGGAGGACAACGAGUUUAUGCAUGAUUGGUCAUAUAGGGAGGAAGAGGAUGAUGAGGUUCAGGAGGUAUCACCUGUUGUUGACAAUAGAAAAAGAAAACCUCGUGUUGUCCUAGAAAUUCCUAAGAAGCCAAAGUCAAGUACAGCUCUUCAAAUCCAAGAACAAAUCACGAAGAUUGCUAACUCAGCCGAGUCUUUUACAUCAAGAAAGCAAGCUGAGGGCGUUUCAAUCAAAGAAGUAAUGGAUGUUGUCUUGGAUUGUGGGGCAGAAUAUGGUAGCAAUGAGCAUGACAUUGCUACCCAAUUAUUUGUGAAAAAAGAACAAAGGGAAAUGUUUUUGACUCUCCCUACUAAAGAAAUUCGUUUGAACUGGCUUAAAAGAAGGUACAAUGACAAGUAUGGGAAUUGA